Messenger RNA from Phaeodactylum tricornutum CCAP 1055/1, 2622 nucleotides. RefSeq lists its product with no specific name. The transcript is spliced from 2 exons. Gene Ontology annotation, biological process: mRNA processing. Lineage: Eukaryota; Bacillariophyta; Bacillariophyceae; Surirellales; Neidiaceae. Gene Ontology annotation, molecular function: protein binding. The record is from RefSeq and is a predicted model, not a curated record. The coding region runs from base 40 to 2622 and encodes 860 amino acids.
UGGUGGCUCAUUCUGGCAUCAAACCUUGCCCGUCUCACAAUGAAAAUAUGGUGUCGCCAUGCGACGAUUCGAAGCGUAGCAUACAGUAGGUUUUACGCAUGUGCUCAGCGCCCGGGAUGGUCUCGACCCUGGCUUUCGGCAUCGCGGACGCCGACACUACCGAUCUCCGGUUUCUCCACCACAACUGUAUCAACACCCUAUGCUCAAUCACGGGUUGCUUGGUGGGACGACUUUUCGAAUGACGUGAAUGGAUGGCUUGGAAAACAGGCCGUUGGUACUUGGAGGAGAGGCGACGUUUUGCGAGGACGAGCGGUGUUGGACGAGCUGCUGGACCGCGCAAAAGAGCCGACUCGUGAGCAAGCAAGACUUGCUACUUCUGUAUUGCAGCGGUGGGUCGCCGAAGCCACACACGGCGAAAAUGAGUUGAUGAAGGACACUAAAAUGAUGGGUCAACUACCCCGCGUUCUUAUCAUGUGGAAACAGGUGAAGAACCGUCGUCGAAUCGUCAAUUUGAGUCGGCGUCGGCUUAACAAGUCAGCAGAGGUCGUCGAACCCACGGUUCAGCUACUACAGAUGUUUGCGGAAGCUUAUGACGUCACCGGAAAUGAGGUAUUUUCCCCUACAGAUCAAUGCUUUGCCAUUACUUUCGAUACGCUAGGGCUAUCCCCCAAUAUUGACCACACAUUAGAGGUGGUCCAAGACUUGUUGACGCAAUGCUGUCAGCACGCCGAAAAGCGGGGCAGGAUUCCGGAUCUUGUCUGCUGGAAUGCGGCACUUCAUGCUAUUGCCAAAUGCAGUCCUUACAAUCCAAAAGCACCAGAGCUGGUGGAAGACUUCAUUCAAGGAUUGCCGCAUUCACCGACAGUCCGAACUUGGACGGCUGCUUUGUACGCGUGGGCACGCUGUACACAGGAAGAAGGAGCCCCGUCACGUGCUCAAAGCAUUCUCGAUCACUUAGUCAAUGAAGGGCAAGCAACUACGGUUGCGUUCAACUUAUGCAUUGAUGCCUGGAGCAAACACGGGCAACCAGCCCAUGCCGAAGCUACGUUACACAGUUUGCUGCAGGAGUACGAACAAGCGACGACACCAACUGCACGAGAAGCCUUACGACCCAGCGACUUAUCGUUUUUAGCUGCAAUCAACAGUUGGGCAAAAAGCCAAGAUCCUCGGGCAGCUGAGAAGGCUGAAGAACUUCUAAAGCACAUGCAAAGAUUACUCAACUCGGGAGAACAUCCGGGACUAAAAGUUUCAACGCAAGUAUUUUCGGCAGUUUUGGAUGCGUGGGCUCGCCAACCUAACGCUGGGCCAAAAGUUGAAUCUUUACUGACUGGAAUGGAGCACCUAAACGAGGUGAAUCCGGAUGAGGGCACGGCUUUAUCUCUACAAACGUACUCCAUAGCUAUAAAUGCGUGGGCAAAUACAAACACUUACGAGGCACCGGAACGCGCUGUAAAGCUUUUACAUCGAUUGGAGGAACUCAGUUCCCAGGGGAACCCGGCUUUAAUUCCCAAUGCGAUGACUGAGUAUGCUAAAUCGCAUGUGGCGGCUCGCCGAGGGAGCUCGGCCAAAACCAUUCCUCCCAAUACGGUGACCUACAACGUUGUGCUCCAUAUUUUAGCAAGUCAUGGUAAAAUUCGAGAAAUCCAGGAGUUAUUCAACCAAAUGAGGGAGAAAAGUGAUGACUGGAAUGUUCUGCCAGACGUGGUGACGUAUGGGACUAUAAUGAACGCAUAUCGCCAAUCGCGACAAAGCAAUUCGGGAGUGAAAGCCUCCAGCCUUUUAAUGGAAAUGGAAGAAAAGUAUAGGCUUGGCAAUGCAGCAUUGAAACCUAAUCCCACUAUUUACUCAACGGUGUUAGCGGCUUGGGGGAGUAGUGGACAUCGUGAAGCCGCAAUCAAGGCCAAUGAAAUCUUUUGGCAGCUUGUGGAACGGUAUGAGAAAGACGAAAACGAUAUCGUUCCAACUCAACAAGUAUGUAAUGCCGCACUUUCGGCAUGGGCACGAAGCGAUGAAGCCUUAGCGCCAGAACAGGCGGAAAAGGUACUACGAUGGAUGAAAGGGCAAAGGUCCAAGCAUAUUCAUCCUAGCGUAGUUUCCUACAAUCACGUUUUGAUGGCGUGGGCCCAUUCUGAACGCAACCAAGCCUUUUCGCGUAUCAAGGAGCUAAUUGAAGAUAUGGAAUCUUCGUCUGAGACAAUUCCUGACUCGAUUUCGUACAGUAACCUGCUCUUCGCGAUUAGCAAGUCGAAUGGUCCGAGUAGGGCUCGUCAAUGCCUUACAGUCGUCGAGAAUCUCCUCGCCUCAACCAGUGUUCGGUCAAUUAACGCAGGAAUCACUCGUCCAAAGAUUGCUUGGUUUCAUAGCAUCUUUCAUGCCUGUCUCACUUCUUCCCUUUCGGAACGAGAUGAUUCUUUGCUAGUGCUGAAAGAGGCAUCCCGCAUUCUUUUUGAAACGAAGACGUUGCAAAUUACGGAGGGAACUUUUCGUUACAUUCUCAAAGCAUGUCUUCAUCUAUCCGUCGACGAUGCCGAAUUUGUACAAAGCAUAACGGGACGAUGUCUCGCACUCGGUACUCCGAAUGCAGACACUACGGAUACAAUACGCAGAGUCUUAUCUGACUAG